GGUAAAAAAAAAACACAAAAAAAAGAAAGGCUGGGAAAAGACAGGAGCUGACAGGACAAACGCUGGUAAUCUAGACCAACAACAUGAACAGGCAACAGACAAACAGAAAACACAGGUAUAAGUACACAGGGGAUAAUGGGGAAGAUGGUUGACACCUGUAGGGGAGUGGAGACGAGCACAAAGACAGGUGAAACAGAUCAGGGCGUGACAGUGGUAGGAGAAAACUGAGGAUGGAUCAACAACAUUGUAGUUACUCCACAAUACUAACCUAAUUGACAGACUGAAAAGAAGGACACCUGUAUGGAAUACAAAUAUUACAAAACAUGUAUCCUGUUUACAACAAGGCACUAAAGUCAUACUGCAAAAAAAAAUUGGCAACGCAAUUAACCUUUUGUCCUGAAUACAAAGUGUUAUGUUUGGGGCAAAUCCAGUACAACACAUUACUGAGUACCACUCUCCAUAUUUUCAAGCAUUGUGGUGGCUGCAUCAUGUUAUGGGUGUGCUUGUAAUUGGUAAGGACUGGGGAGUUUUUCAGGAUAAAAAAUAAACGGAAUGGAGCUAAGCAUAGGCAGAAUCCUAGAGGAAAACCUGUUUCAGUCUGCUUUCCAUCACACACUGAGAGAUGAAGGACAAUAACCUAAAACACAAGGCCAAAUCUACACUGGAGUUGCUUACCAAGAUGACAGUGAAUGUUCCUGAGUGGCCGAGUUACAGUUUUGACUUAAAUCUACUAGAACAUCUAUGGCAAGACCUGAAAAUGGUUGUCUAGCAUUGAUCAACAACCAAUUUGACAGAGCUUGAAGAAUUUUGAAAAUAGUUGGCAGAUGUUGCACAAUCCUGGUGUGGAAGCUCUUAGAGACUUACCCAGAAAGACUCACAUCUGUAAUCGCUGCUUCUCCAAAGUAUUGACUCAGGAGUGUGAAUACUUAUGUAAAUGAGAUAUUUAUGUAUUUUAUUUCAAUGAGUGUGCAACAAUUGAGAAAAAAUAUAUUGAAUCCAUUUUGAAUUCAGGGUGUAACACACCAAAGUGUAGAAUAAGUCAAGGAGUGUGAAUACUUACUGAAGGCACUGUAUAUUCUACCUCGACCUGACAUGACUACUUAUUAACAGUAAGGUGUAUGGUCUGUGAUAGAUAUAUAAUAAGCUAUUAAAUAUGUACUCGUAUAUAAUAACUUAUUACGUCUUUAACACAGUACAGGUGUUUACGUUCUGGCCUUUCCGAACACUGAGAGAAAACGGAGGGCAACACCACAGGAGUCAAGGACAGGGACACGUUUGCUAGCAAGGCAAACCUUGUCCCGGACUUAGGAUGUUCAAACCUGAUGUGUCUGACAUCAAGGCCUACAGGUAUCACAAAACACAUAGCACUGUGUGGGAAGUGGAAGUAUGCAAUAAAGAGAGGGAAAAAGAGGAGAGGAAUGAUAUGUGAAAUGUUUUACUAUAAUCCUCCUAAUCCAACCACAGUGACCAGUAGGGCUGAGGUUGAACAGUCUGUAUUUGCACAAUGAGCACUCGGCAUAGACGUCUAGUUUUCAUUCACAUUUGGUUGAGUUGUCAACUAACGUGAAUUCAACUUGAAAUCAACAAAUCAUUUCACCAUGUCAUUGGAUUUAGGUUCAACGUUGGGUGGGAAAAAAUGAUGUGUAGGUGACGUGCAUGUGUGAAUGCAUGUAAUCUUCUCUUCAUUCAGAGUAGUCCCACUCCCUCAAAAACUUCUUCUGGAAGACACCGAGUGUACCCAUUGUCACACUGUAGCCGGCUUUAACUCAACCAUGGGCUAUUGCUGUCCUUUUCUAUGAAUACCCAUAAGGCCUUGCUAGAGGAAGAAGCUUCAUAUAAGAGCCUAUAAUAAGCCACGCCUGAAGGAAGAUUGACAAGCUUUAACUAGUCACCGACGUGUCUAUGUAGUCACUCUUCCAUCGCUGAGAUAUUGUGUGUUCAUUAUUCUGUGGUACGUAGACUAACCUUGCCUCUGAAGGCUUUAGGAUAGGAAUUAUCCUACUAGCGUGUGUGUCUGUAGUAAAACAGCAGACAUUAUUGUUACCCUCAUGAGUCAUAUGCAAUAGGUGUGUGUGUGUGUGUGUGUGUGUGUGUGUGUGUGUGUGUGUCUGUGCAUGCGUGUGUUUCCCUCCAAGGGCAGCCAUGUUGACCACCUUAAUGGACGGCCUCCUCUGCUGCCUGACAGGGAAGUCGGCCAACGUCGUGGUUCCCAUAGAAACCUCGGAAGCCGCCGACGGCUACGAGUUCGUGGAGGUCAAACCGGGUCGUGUCUUGAGGGUCCGACACAUCAUCCCGGAGCGGGAGGUGGUGGACGAGCCCAGGGGCCCUGGGGGAAGCGUCCACCGUAAGAGGAAGAUCACAGUGUACCGUAAUGGGCAGCUACUGAUAGAGGACCUGGGCGACGCGGCGAGACAGGAGCUGUUACACGCUCAGAACGGAGACACACAACCCAACUGUACCGUAGAGGUGGAGCUCGCAGACCCAUCGUCCAAUCCAACUCCCACCGCUGACCCCAAAGCGGACAAGACCGGGUCAGUGGUUGGAACAGGGGGAGCGGCGACAUCUCCAGCCCCGACCCUCGGGUCAGCCCCAGAUCUGACCCAGCAGCCCCGGAAGCGGCGGCGGAAGCCCAAACGGACAGUGGUGAUUGACAGCGAGAGGAAGAUCACGUCGUGUAAGGGGACACACGCAGACGUGGCAGUGUUCUUCGUGCACGGCGUGGGCGGUUCCCUCGACAUCUGGGGCAGCCAGAUGGACUUCUUCUCCCGUCUGGGCUAUGAGGUCAUCGCGCCUGACCUGGCGGGUCACGGGGCGAGCUCGGCACCUCAGAUCGCGGCAGCAUACACGUUCUACGCCCUGGCUGAGGACAUGAGGGCCAUCUUUAAGAGAUACGCACGGAAGAGGAACAUCCUCAUUGGACACUCCUAUGGUGUGUCGUUCUGUACGUUCCUGGCCCAUGAGUACCCAGACCAGGUCCACAAGGUAGUGAUGAUAAACGGAGGAGGUCCCACAGCGCUGGAGCCCAGCCUCUGUUCCAUCUUCAACCUGCCCACCUGUGUGCUGCACUGCCUGUCCCCCUGCCUGGCCUGGAGCUUCCUCAAGGCUGGGUUUGCCCGUCAGGGUGCCAAGGAGAAACAGCUGUUGAAAGACAACAAUGCCUUCAACGUGUCCUCCUUCGUGCUGCGUGCCAUGAUGAGUGGUCAGUACUGGCCAGAGGGCGACGAGGUUUAUCAUGCAGAGAUCCCAGUGCCCAUCCUGCUGGUGCACGGCAUGUACGACAAGUUUGUUCCCAUAGAGGAAGAUCAACGCAUGGCGGAGAUCCUGUUGCUGGCCUUCCUGAAGAUAAUCAACGAGGGCAGUCACAUGGUGAUGAUGGAGUGUCCCGAGAGUGUCAACACCCUCCUGCACGAGUUCUUCCUCUGGGAGCCUGACUCCCCACACAAAUCUAAACCCUGUCCCGAAAUCGCCACCAAGAGAACCGAAACUGCCAAGAUCCCCACCGCAUCCAACGGAGGAGCAACGCCAGAAAGCAAAGCCAAGACCAAGUAACCCAGAGGGGGAUGUGUGGUAUUAACUCCAGUCAAAGCAGACACAGACAGUGUCCGAACAUUGCUGGUUGUCCUAGGCUAUGUCUCCUAAGGUGCAGGGAGCUGAUUUGAACUGGUCUGGGCUGGUUUUAAACUGGUCUGAGCUGGUUUGAGGUGGGAUUUGAGGAGGUGGAACACAGCACACAGGGUCAGGCGGGCCCAUUUUUGGUCUAGGUCUGAGCCACAAAAGAAAGGAAGGACAGGAGAGCUGGCAGGUAUGGACGGACAGAGUGACGUAUCAGAGGACAACAAGAUGGAGGUCUAUUGUAUUGUUCCUGGUCCUGUUCUGAUUUACUGCUCCCUGGCUGGGACUGGAGACAGGUGGGAGUGAACAUUUUUGAGAAGCUCUGAAGAGGUGCUGAGUUGGAGAGGAUGUUCAUGGUGAAUCUGGUAAUGGUAUUGGUUUUGGUUUUGUGUGUUGCUGCUUUGUUGUACCAGUACCCAGGUCUAGACUCAGUCCCCUGUGAUGGCUUGUCAGUUGCCCAACCGCGUGGAAAUGUCAGAGCAUGGGUGGAUCAGAGAGGGAAAAAUAAUAUCUUCAACAGGAUCAAGUGACACAGGGAACGUUGAUAGCCAAGAAGACUGCUUGUUAGGCCCAGAUGCAGUCAGUUCCAGCGCUAACCGGCCCAAAUGGACAACUGCUGCAUAGCUUGUUCCUUUGUUUUUGUUUAGGCGAUAUCGGAGGUGUCUCUGCGUUGGAACUGUCAAAUCUGUGAGCAGCUGCUCUCGUCGUCAUAGUCACAAAACCACACCCGUUCUUAAACCCCCCCCCCUGCAUUAGGAGGUUCAGAAAUAAGGAGGAUUUCUAUCAGCCUUAGAGGUGUAGAUUACAACACAUUCCUGUGUUCCAACUUGUAACAAGGCUGCAUGGGGUUAUUACUAAUCCAACUCGGCACAUCCAAUGGCAAUGUCCACGAUAGGGAGAACGCCAGGAGCCGCUUGCUGAUUCGACAGCCCCAACGCUGUUACACCUCCGACAGGCAGAACUGAUCUGAAUCUAGCCCCCUAUACUACUCACGCCAACGGGUAGACAGAAACCCCAGAACUAACUUCUGUUUCCUUACAGUACUUCUGCACAUGGGGUUAAAUGUUAUGUAUGACGAUCAACGGUGCAUUUUAAGAACUAGCCUACUACAUUUUGUUUAUGCAGCAUUCAUACAGUAUUUCAAAGCACUUCCCCGUCAGAAGGAUUACAACAGGCAGGCUAACUAUGUUAUGCUAUUUCUAAAGAUGCACAGUAACGACUUUGAGGGACCGGAGUACGACCCAUGUUUGACUGUCCUACAAAGUUUCCUUGUGUAUUUUAUGGGGGAAACAAAUAUGUUUCCUUAUUAGCUGCAGGUUACCUAGGAAACACACAGGGGCAGAUGUGUGUUUUGGAUGCCUUUAAGAAGGAGAAUUGUACUGAAUUCUAGCGUUAUAUUUCUCACCAAAACUAUGCUAAACAAUUAUGAUCGUUUGCGGGUUUUCCAGGUAGAAGUGAUAUAAGCUCUGAAAAUGAUAUUGCUACCCCAAAAAUUGCUUACAACCUGAGAAUUCUUCAGUGCCACAUAGCCGGUUUUCUCUGGUGUAACUAGCAUCCCACUGAUAAGUGUCACAAAGACUGUGUUGAAUAACAGUGUAUUAAUUAAUACCAAAUCAAUCCCUAGCACUGAUGAUCUGCACUGCAGCGCUCUAGAAAUGUAAAGGCAAUGUUCCCACAUUCAUGGUAAACACUGCAUAUGUCGGUUCAAUUGGAAAUCACCUUCCAAUUGAAGUUGAGCCACAGCGCGGAUAUUCAGCGCCACGGAUUGAAUUAACCCCUUACUCUUUAGCUAGGUGUGCACCAGUGGAGGCUGCCAAGGGGAGGACGGCUCAUAAGAAUGUCUGGAAUGGAGCAAAUGGAAUGGCAUCAGACACCUGGAAACCAUGGAAACCAUGUGUUUAAUACCAUUCCACCAAUUCCGCUCCAUCCAUUACCAAGAGCCCGUCCUCCCCAAUUAAGGUGCCACCAAAGAUGCCCUUCACCUGUGUUCCACAGGACAGGCGGUGUCAGGUUGAUCUCCUGUCCAAUAAGACUGUUACUGAGACCAUUUGGUUUAACUCUGGUCUUAGCACCGCAACAGUCCAGUUACUUCAAAACGAUCACUAUCCCAUUUCCGUUUGUCGAUCUCUCCCAUGUAGCAGUGCAAAGCCCUCUGUUACUGUUGGUUACGGAAAAGUCAGUGUCAGUGGAGGCUGCUGAGGGGAGGACGGCUUAUAAUAAUGGCUGGAAUAGAGCGAAUGGAAUGUCAUCAAAUACACCUGGAAACCAUCUCAUUGUUGUAUUUAAUACCGUUCCACUGAUUCUGCUCCAGUCAUUAACACGAGCCCAUCCUCCUCAAUUAAGGUGCCACCAACCUCCUGUGGUCAGUAGGUCACCCACGAACAACAAUAUGCAUUUUGAAAACAUAACACUUAACAGGGCCGUGAGUAUACUUUUGAUAAAAUAUGCAACUUUUGCAAGUAAUGAUGCUUAUAUAGGUAUUGCCGCUGAAAAAAAUGAGUGAACAGGAGUGAAUUAAAUUGAGAAUUGAGUUCUCGCUAGUCAGAUGGGUUUAGCUUUAUGAUCCUCAGUCAUGUUCUCAGUGGAACAUCACUAAGUAUUUUAAAUCUGAAUGGUUCUGAAUCUGUGUCAACUAUCAGUAUCACAUUUGUGCCCUUGUGCGUCUUAAAUGUGUCACUGUGUUCGCCUUUGAUAUUGAUUUCAGCAAUGAAGUGCUGGAAGAAUGUUCAGUUCACCAAAAAUAAAAUAUGAGGAAUAUUAUACAAUGCAAUCAUUUUAAAUGUU
Messenger RNA from Oncorhynchus nerka (sockeye salmon), 6396 nucleotides. RefSeq names its product abhydrolase domain containing 8b (gene abhd8b). Lineage: Eukaryota; Metazoa; Chordata; Actinopteri; Salmoniformes; Salmonidae. The transcript is spliced from 4 exons. Gene Ontology annotation, molecular function: catalytic activity. The coding region runs from base 2143 to 3549 and encodes 468 amino acids. The record is from RefSeq and is a predicted model, not a curated record.